This is a messenger RNA of Mya arenaria, 2387 nucleotides long. RefSeq names its product bifunctional purine biosynthesis protein ATIC-like. Gene Ontology annotation, biological process: 'de novo' IMP biosynthetic process. The transcript is spliced from 18 exons. Lineage: Eukaryota; Metazoa; Mollusca; Bivalvia; Myida; Myidae. Gene Ontology annotation, molecular function: phosphoribosylaminoimidazolecarboxamide formyltransferase activity; IMP cyclohydrolase activity. Gene Ontology annotation, cellular component: cytosol. Bases 53 to 1834 code for a protein of 593 amino acids. The record is from RefSeq and is a predicted model, not a curated record.
CUUCCGGUAGUUCAUCAACGAAGUUUUCGCGGGCUGUUUAACUUACACGAACAUGGAAACGAAAGGACGUCUUGCAUUGCUGAGUGUGUCAGACAAGACUGGUCUGAUUGAUUUUGGACGGGACCUGGUUGCCCUUGGUUUUGAGCUGGUUGCCUCUGGGGGCACAGCAAAGGCUCUUAGAGAUGCAGGACUGGAUUGCAAGGAUGUGUCAGACAUCACAGGAGCACCAGAGAUGCUUGGGGGAAGGGUAAAGACACUGCACCCAGCUGUACAUGGAGGCAUCUUGGCUAGAGCUACAGACUCUGACCAGAAGGACCUUGCUGACCAGGGAUUUACCAUGAUAAGGGUUGUUGCCAACAACUUGUACCCGUUUGCCAAGACGGUUGCCAAGCCAGAUGUCUUUGUACCAGAGGCAGUGGAACAGAUUGACAUUGGGGGUGUAACUCUUCUCAGAGCUGCAGCUAAGAACCAUGCCAGAGUUACAGUUCUUUGUGAUCCUGCUGAUUAUAAAAGGGUUGUUGCUGAGAUGUCAGCCUCUGAAGACAAGGACACGACACUUGAAACCCGCCAGGCUCUUGCUGUCAAAGCAUUCAACCACACUGCUGAGUAUGAUGGUAUGAUAUCUGACUAUUUCCGGCGUCAGUUUAGCCAGGGUGUAUCCCAGAUGCCACUGCGCUAUGGCAUGAACCCACAUCAGAAGCCUGCCCAGAUUUCCACUACACUCUCUGAGCUGCCUUUAAAAGUACUGAAUGGGUCCCCUGGUUUUAUAAAUCUGCUAGACGCCCUGAAUGGCUGGCAACUCGUGCGUGAACUGAGGUCAGCUUGUGGGUCUCCAGCGGCAACCUCAUUCAAACAUGUCAGUCCUGCAGGAGCGGCAGUCGGGGGCCAGGGGAUGUCUGAGGAGGAUCGUAAAGUGUGCAUGGUCGACGACCUGGGAGAUUUGUCUCCCUUGGCAGAGGCCUAUGCCCGCGCACGUGGGGCUGAUAGAAUGUCCUCUUUCGGUGAUUUCAUCUCUUUGUCUGAUGAAUGUGAUGUUGACACAGCUAGAAUUAUCUCCCGUGAAGUGUCGGAUGGAGUUAUUGCCCCUGGAUAUCAACCAGAAGCCUUGGAGAUCCUCAAGAAGAAGAAAAAUGGCGGCUACUGCGUUCUUCAGAUUGACCCGGAGUACGAGCCCCCACAGGUGGAGACAAGGACCUUGUUCGGCCUCCAGAUGUCUCAGACUCGCAACAACGCCAAUAUCAACAAGCUCGUCUUCAAGAACGUUGUGACUGCAAACACUGAUGUAGGGGAGAAGGCUGUUCGAGACCUGAUCGUUGCCAGUAUCACCCUCAAAUACACACAGUCCAACUCUGUCUGCUACGCCAAGAAUGGACAGGUGAUUGGUAUUGGAGCAGGGCAGCAGUCUCGUAUCCACUGCACCAGACUGGCAGGGGACAAGGCCAACAACUGGUGGCUGAGACAGCAUCCCAAGGUUAUGAGCAUGAAGUUCAAGCCAGGAACCAAGAGAGCAGAGAUGGCCAACGCCAUUGACCAGUAUGUGCUGGGAACCGUGGGAGUGGAUACGGACCGUGCCAGCUGGGAGAGUGUGUUUGAAGAAGUCCCCGCAACUCUGUCUCCAGCCGAGCGUUCUGAGUGGGUUUCCCGACUUAAGGGUGUGUCUCUCAGCUCUGAUGCGUUCUUCCCGUUCCGUGACAACAUUGACAGGGCCGUACAGAGUGGUGUAGAGUACAUCGCUGCACCGGGAGGAUCCACUAACGAUGCAGGGGUGACAAAAGCCUGUGAUGAUCAUGGAAUCUCCCUAAUCCACACCGACAUCAGACUCUUCCAUCACUAAAAUAUGGGAGAGUCCAUUUUUGAUGCCAGGGUGACCAAAGCUCAUGAUCUCUUGGAACUUCCCUUGCUGAAUUGGAUAUAUGACUUUUUAAAAACCAGAAUUGAUAAUACUCAUGUAGUUGUUUUUCUAGUUCAUUGUUACAAAUGUUAGCCUUAAAUAUGCAUGAUAAUCAUCUGUUCAGCAUUAAAGGCCAGUGUUGAGAUUUGCAUAAUAAUUGAAUGUUUUCUUUAUAUGAUUUGUUAUUGUUCGAGGAUUUUUCAUUGCAAAAAUUGUUCAUUUUUUCAGUGCCAUAUCCUGUUUAGUGCAUAUAGAUCUCAUGUUAAUUGAAAUUACCCAUGUUAAACUUGUUUUUCUUUCGUUAUAUUGAUCUCUUUUCCAUAGUGUUCAAAACAUAAUUGAUUAUAAUAUUUACUUAUGACUUGACAUGAACAAGUUUGUCUUUAAAGUUUAUAGUUAUUAUCUCCUUAUCAUGUAGAUGUCAUAAUAUUAUGGUUAAACCAUAUGAAAUUUGUAACAAAUUUCUUACAUAUUUUAGAAUAAAAUUCAAAGCUGG